Molecule: messenger RNA, 2651 nt
Organism: Bemisia tabaci
Lineage: Eukaryota; Metazoa; Arthropoda; Insecta; Hemiptera; Aleyrodidae
Biological process (GO): regulation of transcription by RNA polymerase II
Source: RefSeq, a predicted model, not a curated record
UAGUUUUCCUCCUCUUUUGCUUGCUAAUCUUCAAAUCAAAAUUGAAAUUUAACAAAAAAAAGAGAAAAAUAUUGAAAAGGAAGUUAUCUGUUAAUUGGAAUUCCAGGAAGGAUUCUCUAAGUUUUCAUGUGACUUGUGCAACUUUGUUCUGUCCUCUGUUCUAUGGUCUCUUUGUAGCAAAUGUGCAAUGGGGCAUCGGAUGAUACGGAUUCCAAGCAGACUUUUUUGAGGCAUUUCGCCUUGUACAGGCACUCAUUGGUGAGUCCAGAAACUGUGAAUUUUAAGCGGGAUCAUGAUUUAUACAAGUGGCCUGAACAGUUUCUCUGACGGCUCAGAGGUUGAGGAUGGACCAGAAGCUAACACUUACAAACGGAAGUACAUACUACUCUUACAGAAGUGCAAUAAGAUGCGUUUGGACAAUGAACGCUUAGUGCUCAGAAUACAUAAUGUCAAGAAACUCACUCGUAGAUAUCGCAAGGAAAGAAAGUACCUUAUGGAUCGACUGGAUGUAUACAAUGAUGACUGGAGAAAUGCAAAUUAUGAGCUUCUUCCUGAACCAGAAAAGUCGCACUCUGACCUCACACUAUCUAAUCUCUUGGAUGGGUCUCCACAAGUUGGCUCCAAUAAUUCCUCGAAGACACCGUCAAGUAGCACGGAAAAAACUCCUGGAUCCAAAGGGAAGGGUAUGAAACGCAGAGGUGAAAAAGCUGAGAAAGACCCGAAUGCGCCCAAACGUCCUGCCAAUCCAUUCUUCCAAUUCUGUCAAGAACAAAGGUCCAAAGUCCUAGACAAGAUGACAUCAACAGGGCAGUCCGAACCAACCAAGCAGGAACUCACCAAACAACUGGCCAAUACGUGGAACACCCUGUCAAAUGAUGACAAAAAGGUCUACUACAGUAUGUAUGAGAAGUCUAAGGAGAAGUAUGCAGCUGAACUAGAGCAGUACAGUUUGAACAAAGUGAAAAAUGAAUCCACGAUGCAAACUAAAUAGAAUUGCUGAUCUUCCGUUAGUGUUUUCAUGCGAGAAAUACAGGAAGCGGAGAUCGACAUCACUAAAGUCAAGAGAUUUCAAAAUUAAAAUCGUGAGGUUUUGAUAAUGAAAAAGGAAGUCUUCUUCUCCUGGCUGUCCCCAUGUAACGGAGUAAUUUAAUAUCCAGCCAUGUACCAAACAGCUUUCCCUCAUUUGCUGUACUAUCAGGAAGUUCACAACUCACUACUUAUGCUUGUUUCUGAUCUUUUAGUCAAAAACGACAUCAAGGAUUUUCAAAACUAACUGUGUACUUGAUAAACGAGUGUUGUAAUGGAUUAUUCCUAGCCUAACUCCUGUGAUAUUUUAUCCUUUUACUUUUUACAGUCCAAAAGUCUUAGGAUUAAUGUUUUUUCAACUGUGUAUUUUCAUGAAAACGAUUUAUAUCAAUGCUAAUUGACAUGAUACGAAACAGUUUAUGGUAUGGCAUUAAAAUCCAUUUUGUUUGUAUUGCUGACAAAAUGUCAGGUAAAUGUUUGUAGCCAAUCAGAGCGAACCCCAAGAGAACUUUCCAGAAAUGUAUCAUCGAAGUCUGAUAACAAGAAAUUGUUUGCGAUACCAUUCGUUUGAUUAAUUGGUGAUUUCUGAGUUCUGUGAAUCUUUCAUGCUGGAAAGCUGCAAACAAUCAGAGCUGAAAUUACAUUUCGGUUUGAAAUUCUGAAUGUACAGAAAAACCGCAUAAUGUCAUUCCCAUUGAAAAGGUUGGGAGGAGCAAGGCAUCAAUUACCAAUACGACAGAAGUAGUCCUAACUGUAUUUCACAAAUGAUGUUGCCUAAUUUUUGCUCCUGUUUUUUCUUCUUUUCUUUUUUUUUAAACAGAAAACUGAACUUUUUAACGACUUUAAACUUUCUGUGAAUUUACCCUUGAUAACGAAGAAUAUAUCACCAAAAUUUCAAGUUUCAGUGUUGUUUAGUUUUCUAUCAAAAAAAUACAACAUGAGAAAAAAAUUAGGCGAUGUCUGAUGUAGCUAGAGUGGUUCCGGUUGAAUUCGCUUGAUUUGACUUUAAGCUAGGCUAUAAUAAAUCAAUGGCCAAAGUUCAAAACCUCGUAUCUUCAUUUGCGGCGUUCCAGACUUUCUGUCAUACUUUAAUUUUUUUGGAAGGCUACUGAACGUAAUUUCUUGAAAAUCACGGUGAUAUUUCCUCUCUGUCAGUAGAAUAUUUUGUAUGAAUUUCAAGCUACACUGCUGGCUUGUUCCUCUUCGAAAAAAUAAAAUAGAAGCAGAAUUUUUAAACAUCACAUUGGAGAUACGCUGUUUCGAACUUUGGCCAUCGAAAUAUACCCCUACUGGGUCCUCUAUUCAUUCACAACAUCCCCUGCAAACUUAAUCUUUAACCUGAGGAACUUAAUUAAAAAAAAUAAAAAUUAAUUUGUUGAAAAGUGAGCUUACAUUCAAUUUUCCAGCAAGGCUACUUUUCAUAUCUUCAUCCUCCUCUUCAUGGAGAAAUGAAUAGGCACCUGUUGUCUUACCGGGUUCGUGUGAGUUGUCAUGUACAUACCUAACAUUAAAGCACUGUGUUCUUUUUAAAAAUUAUAAUUUUAAUCAAAUAUAACCAAGAAUGUGAUAUGUAAUAUAGUGGGAUCUUUUCCUCGAAAUAAAACAAAUUGUUUUACCUGAUAAAA